Molecule: messenger RNA, 3647 nt
Organism: Klebsormidium nitens
Lineage: Eukaryota; Viridiplantae; Streptophyta; Klebsormidiophyceae; Klebsormidiales; Klebsormidiaceae
Source: the annotation of a GenBank genome assembly
CAGAUCUCGUCCAGACUCCAGAGUCAACUUCCAAGGUUUUUGGGGAAGGUCAGGGUUGAUUCCGCACGUACAGGAUUCUGCAGUGGAGGGCAAUGCCGCCGCCAUUGCGGCAAUAAGUGCGGAGUCUGAGGGUACCUAAACCAUGGUUCGCUAGCAUUGGCGAAGAAGCGAUGGUCCACGCGGCAUUGGGCCUCUUGCAACAACCCGUGCGGUAAUGUGAGAUCUGCCCGAAACUAUGGCUGCCAUUCCUAGCCAGUUUCUCCUGUCUCUCUCUGGGCUAGGAUCACAAUGGAACCGCCCCUUCUCCCCGCAAGUCAAGAGGCAGCAGAUGGCGCGCACAUUCAACAGCAGCGUAGCAUUCGUUCUGUUCCUCGUGUUUGGGAUCGUCUUCUUCAACGGCUUCUUCCUCUGGCACAGCCGCAGUAACUUAGCCAAGGACAUGUGUUUUACGGAGGGUCUAGGGUUGCACGGCAAGGUGGCGGUUGCUCUUGCCUUUGCCGAAAGGCAGGCGGGGAACGCUUUGGAUGCACUGAAGGGGUGGGACAGUCAGGGCCCGUGCGAGCAUCGGGGCGUCGCGCACCGAGCAGUGUUGCUGCUCUACGGUGACAUGGACAUGAGCGCAGAGUCCGAAGGCGCGAAUGCCUUACGCAGAUAUGCCGCGGAGUCGCCAAACAUCAAGGCCUGCUUUUCAGAGGUCGCGUUUGUGUCGGCGAACCUCUCGGACGCGGAUGACGUCUACGACAAGAAGCGGACGAACCACCUGUGGACGAGGGGGCCCAACAUGAUGUUCUACAACCUCAUGUUCGAGCACCUCACCAAGCUCCAGAUCAUGGAAGUGCAGCACCUCUUCUGGAUGGAGCCUGACGUCACCCCCGUCCAGUCCGGAUGGCUCGACAAGCUGCUGACGGAAGCCGCGAAAGGCGACUACUGGAUCCAGGGCUCUGCUUUCCGCGGGAAGUGCCUCCCAUGGCCCGAGGGAAAGUGCGAGGCGAUCGGGCGUGACAUCAUUUCGCACAUCAACGGGAACGCGCUGUACCACACGGGGGACCUGAACUUCGUCAAGUUUAUGUUUGAGGUUGCGAACGGGAAGUUCAUGCACUGGCCGUUCGACCUCGCGCCACUCAUGCAUAUGCAGCAGGUAUGGACCGAGCUGGAGUACCGCGAGAAGAUGCACCUGUACCAGCGCGUGGACUGGAUCCGCAACUAUGGGCCGUACCCGGUGGACCUUCCCGCCCUGCCCAGCAGCGUCCUCUUUGCGCACUUCUCGCCACCGCUCGUGGAGGGCGAAGUGGCCGACGAGACCAUCGUGCUGCCGGAGAUCGACGAGUGGAUGGCCGGGGUUAUCAAAAAUGAAAAUGGAGCAGCGCAGAAGGCCGUCGACCUCGAGCGCCAAGUGGCGCAAUUACUGGCGACCGCAAAUGCGCAGACCGUCCAAACCCUGCCGCUAAGCGACGAUGUCGCACCCUCAAACGAAACCCAGUCUAACGACGCCGCCCUCCGGAAUGCCCUCGAGGGGGCCGCCAACAAGCGGCGGCAAGUCAUCGUCGGUCUAGUUACCGCUGGCUGGCACGACAUGCUGGCGAACUUUGCGCACCAUCUGCGGCGAGUUGGGGCGCUAGAAAACCUGGUCUUGGUCGCCGUAGAUUCGGAGAGUUUCAAGAAGUUUGGCGGGGGCAAGUUGGAGGGAGUGGGGGGAGUGCUCGACCUGUCGGGGGGAUCCCCCGAGGAAAAGGACGUGGGUGCUAGAGUGAGGAAGAUCCGGUACGGGGUCCUCGUGCGGUGCCUAAAGCAAGGGUACCACGUACUCAGCAGCGAUCUGGACAUCGUCUGGCAACGGGCGCCGUUCAAGUUCUUCCAGAACGAGCUAGACUUACAGGUGCAGAGUAACAGUCGGACGGGGUUCCGUGAACAGAGUCCCGGGGGAAAGGCGGUCGAAACUGUGGUCGGCGCGGGGCUGCAUUACUCGGUGGCGCGGACGCGCGUGGUGGAGUUUUGGGAGGGCGUCGCGGAGGCGGUGGGACGAGGCGGGGUCUCCGAUGCAGACGCAAUGCACGAGCUCCUUGUGCGGGGCCGCCCCCCCCUCCGGUGGCGCAUCCUCGAGCCGACUCUCUUCCCCAACGGGGCCCUCUUCUUCGAGUCCACCCUUCCUCAGUCGCUCCAGAUUGCCCCGAUUGCCCUCCACAACAACUGGGCCGACAACCGCGCAUCCGCGAUCUACCGCCUGCGCGAAGCCAACUUGUGGGCGGGGGAUCCCCCUGAGUACUCCCGCCCCGGGGGGCGGAAGUUCCUGACGUUCUGGGACCCCCUCGAGGACAACGGGCUGAAUAACCAGCGCAUGGCGCUGAGGAACGCGCUCGCGUUCGCGCGCCUGUUGAACCGCACGCUGAUUCUGCCGGUGUUUCAUCGGGACCACAUGGUCGACUCGCCGGUGCCGUACGAUUUCUUCUUCGAUUACGAGGCGCUGCAGGAACACUUUCCGGGAGUGCUUCCACAGAGUUUCCUCGCUACGGCGUUUCCGGAGUGGGAGAAGCUCCCGGUGCAGUACAUCAACAACGGCCCGCCGUCGCCCGUCGGCGAGGCUUGGUGGCCGCGCGCGAAGGAGUACCAGUCCAAGUACUACCACCUGGGGGCCAGUCAGGAGGAGAUCCUGGGCUGGUUUGGCGGAAACAACGACCAGGUGCUGAUCUUCUACAACAUGGUGCGGCGGUUUGGCAAGUUCGACGAUGCUGGCGCACAGGAAAAGUUCCACCGGCAAGCUUUCCACGGCAUCGCUCCCAACCCCAUAGUCGUCGAUACAAAGGACCAGAUCGUCAACGCAAUGUUACAGAAAGCCGGGACGGAGGAGUUCAGCUGUCUCCACUUGCGAAGGGGCGAUACGUUUAUGCUAGACCAUCCCGAGGAAAAGCCCAUCUCCGAAGUCGGGGACACCAUUUUGCAACACGUGUCGACCGACCUGCCGCUCUACGUGUGCACCGACGUUGCUACGGACGAGACGAGGAAUGCGUUCCUUGAGAAGGGGUUCAAGAACGUGUUCUUCGUUCAAGACUUCUUCCCUCCGUGGAGGAAGUCGUACGUCGAGUCGCCGAGCGGCGACUUUAACAUGCGGUACGGGCAGAUAGACCAACUAACUUGCAGUAAAGCGAAGACGUUCAUAGGAAACAUCUACUCGACGUUCACGUGGCAUAUUGCUUACCUGAGGCAAAUGAACGGGCUGGGACAGGUGUGUCAAGACGUUUAUGACCGCCAGCUUGGGGAGGGCCAAUUCUUCAUCUAGAGAUCAUCAGGUUUGCAAAGUGACACAGUCCUUGGUUCUAGCUUUUGAGGCGUUGUGGCGCCCUCUUAUAGCAGCAUUGCCCGUACUAACCAAAACGGUUGAUCGUUCGUCCAUAGAAUCGGCAUGAGUUGGCCGGUUUUGUCCGAUUAGCGUCGGCGCGUAGGUAUAGGCCGAAGUAAUCCAGGUUCACUCAGCAUGACACGGAUUAAGUUCCAUUACGUAUGGUAGGGUCUGUCUCAAAACGUACCUGUAACAUAUAUGAUUAUUGGACGGCCGGACCCUGAACUAGGUCUUCAAGCUAGUUUUUCAUCUUUUUGGCCCACGGAAAGCACUAAACAUUGUGUAAGGAAUGCAUGAUCAUUCCAGACUGGAG